This is a messenger RNA of Anastrepha ludens (Mexican fruit fly), 4819 nucleotides long. RefSeq names its product CUGBP Elav-like family member 2. The record is from RefSeq and is a predicted model, not a curated record. The transcript is spliced from 10 exons. Gene Ontology annotation, cellular component: ribonucleoprotein complex; cytoplasm; nucleus. Gene Ontology annotation, molecular function: mRNA 3'-UTR binding. Gene Ontology annotation, biological process: regulation of alternative mRNA splicing, via spliceosome; mRNA splice site recognition. NCBI's taxonomy places the organism in Eukaryota, Metazoa, Arthropoda, Insecta, Diptera, Tephritidae. Bases 356 to 2635 code for a protein of 759 amino acids.
AUAUCAACUCAAGCGAAAAUUAGAAAAGGAAACUGAAGAAUAUAACGGAAACUAAAAGUAAAAAUCGGUAAAAGGGAAAAAAUCGGUGAACCCAACCCUUAAGUGAGCAAAGAAUACGUAGAAAUUCAAAAGAGAAUUCGUGGAAAGGAAAAUAAUAUAAUUGACAUUGUUUUGAAGAAUUGCAGCGUUAUUGAUUUCAUGAGCGUUUGCGUUUGGUUGGUGUAUGAGCUAGAAGUGAGGAUUAAAAUAAGAAGACAAUAUAUUCAUUGAUCAUUGAAAAGAUUUACUGUCCGUCGCUCGCCAACACGACAGACGCAAACACAAAAAUUGAGCGCCUAAGCAAAGCGUUAACAUAAUGUUAAGUUCGCUCGAUGCUUUAGCUGGUAAAAUAUCACCAGGUUCUGGCAAAAAUAGUCCGUCCCAGCAGGUACAGCUUCAACAGCAACAAAAUAACACCAACCAGUCCUCAGCGACACAUAUUGCGGAACAGCAACUAGAACAGCAGCAUCAGCAACAACUAUCGGCGACGACAGUCAACCAAUUGCAGCAAUCACACCUGUCAACGGCAAGGGAACAACCACAGCAGCAGCAGCAGUAUCUACAGCGUUUCAAUGGCAAUCACUACAAUGGACUGGAUAGCAACUGCAAUAAAUUGUGCCACAUCAAUCACAACAGCAUACACCCAUAUCAGAAGCAACUGCCAGCUCAGCAGAACCAACAACAAAUGCAAUUGCAACAAAUCAUACCACCAACCCAACAGCAACAGUUGCAGACAUUUUGUCAACAGCAACAGCAAUUGCAACAACAGCAACAUGAGUUGUUUCAGCAACAGUUGUUGCAGCAGCAACAAUCAUUGUUACUACAUCCGCAGCAAUCGUCGGAGGAAACCGAUUCACAACAGGACUUUCGCAGUUGCCUGAAGGAGAAUGCAUUUGGCAUGAGUGAUAAAAGCAGCACCACUAACAGCCUUCCCAACAGUCCGAUUCACACAUCCACUCCGGGAAACAACAAUAAUAACAGCAGCAUUAACAGCAGCAAUGGCUUCAAUAAUAGUCCGUCUCUGCUCAACAGCAGUAAUAGCAACAGCAGCACAGGUCUUGUCAACGGCAAUAACAACAGUGGACCGCCAAGUCUUUGUAAUGCCAAUGGCAACAAUAACAACAACACAUGCAGUGCCAAUCGGAAUGUUGUCGACAACGAAUCAUCAUGCUUCCGCAUGGAUGCCGACGUGCCGUUCGGCGAGAAGGAGCCCGAUCCAGACAAUAUCAAAAUGUUUGUUGGCCAGGUGCCAAAAUCCAUGGAUGAGGCACAAUUGCGUGAGAUGUUCGAAGAGUAUGGUUCAGUGCAUUCGAUAAAUGUUCUGCGCGAUAAGGCGACUGGAAUCAGUAAAGGCUGCUGUUUUGUGACAUUUUACACUCGUCGCGCUGCCUUAAAAGCCCAAGAUGCCCUGCACAAUGUGAAAACCUUAAAUGGGAUGUAUCAUCCUAUUCAAAUGAAGCCGGCGGAUAGCGAAAAUCGGAAUGAACGGAAGCUGUUCGUUGGAAUGCUCAAUAAGAAGCUGAACGAGAACGACGUACGCAAGUUAUUCGAAGUUCACGGCGCCAUCGAAGAGUGCACGGUGUUGCGUGAUCAGAACGGACAAAGUAAAGGCUGUGCCUUUGUUACAUUUGCCACUAAACACGCAGCGAUAUCAGCGAUAAAAGUAACUUUGAAUCAAAAUAAAACUAUGGAAGGUUGUACUUCGCCACUUGUUGUGAAAUUUGCUGAUACACAAAAGGAGAAGGAACAGAAAAAGAUUCAGCAAAUUCAGGCGAAUCUCUGGAAUUUAGCAUCGAACAUAAAUAUACCAUUGGGCCAGACUGCUACCACCGUUUCAACGCCGAUACUGGCCAACCCGCCACAGCAAGCGAGCCCAGUUUUGGGAGCCGAUGCUAUUACACCGGCAUCUCUGCAAUUGCUGCAACAGCUGCAAGCGGUUGGGCUGCAACAACAACUGCUGCAAGGUUUGGGAGCCCAGACGAAUACUGCGGAUACAGCAGCAGCAACUGCGGCCGCCGCUGCUGCUGGCCUGUUACCACCGAUGACGGUACAAAACCUGGCCGCCAUUGCGGCAAUGACACAACCGUCGCUCACCAGCGCUGCCUCAAACCCAGGCAGCGCCCAACUGACAAACACAGCGGCACUCUUAUGUCUUUUAGGAAAAACCGCCAACUCAGGGUCCGAUCCGAAUCCAUUAGCGUCUGCGUAUAUGUCAACGGCUGCUGGCUUGCCACAAUUCGGCACCACCACUUUAUCGACUUCGCCUUUGGCCAGUGUGGCAUUGAGUAGUGCUGCAGCUGCAGCGGCUGGUAAACAAAUCGAAGGUCCCGAAGGAUGUAAUUUAUUCAUCUAUCAUCUACCACAAGAAUUCACUGACACCGAUUUGGCAUCUACUUUCCUGCCGUUUGGAAAUGUGAUUUCUGCCAAAGUCUUCAUCGACAAGCAAACCAAUCUCUCCAAAUGCUUCGGUUUCGUCUCUUUCGAUAACCCGGAGUCAGCGCAAGUAGCCAUUAAAGCGAUGAACGGUUUCCAAGUAGGCACUAAGCGCUUAAAGGUGCAACUGAAGAAACCCAAGGACGCUUCAAAACCUUACUAGAACAUUGCUAGUAGGAAAUAUCGCCCAGUUGGCCAGUUUGUGAAAGACGAUUUGGGUGACCGUUUGGUGAACGACGAUGGAGAAAAUCACGGCAACUUACAAAUGGAAUAACGAAAUAAGGAAUGGGAAAGAGGGAUAGUAAUAACAUUUUGAACUAACUGAAUUGAUGUUGACCAGCUGUGCGGCAAUUCAAUCACUGUAUGAUGUGAGAAAUUCUUUUGGUGUGGGAGGUAGGAAUACGAAACAACUGCUUACUAUACAAUCAUCCAUACAAACACAUAUUUUACUCAAAUAUAAAUAUGUUAGUGUAUAUGCUUGAAUUAUGGCCAAUUCGUUUUGAAUUAAUGUGUAUUUUUUAAGAUUCGCUUUGUCUGAAAACUAUCCUAACACAAUGUUUACGUAGUUUAUACGCACAAGAGCAACUCUUUAAAAGAAAAUGAAAAACAUUAUCUGAAUUUCAUGUUGAAUUGUUAAUAUAGAAACUGAACGUUUUUCUUUAUUAUUGGAUUUAGGUUUUAAGUUAUUUGUAAAUAGGUAUAGAUUGUUUAAAGUUUUCAUUACUUGGACAUGUUGUAAAUUUAUCAUUUUGAAACGAAGCAGCAAUUUUACGACGUUGAAUUGAUAUGUUGUUCAUGGCCAUUUGCAAAGGUUUAUCAUCAUUUAAAAAAUCUUCUAUGUAUUUUUUUAUUAUAAUUACAUACUAUAUCGGCGAGUUUUCAAUUUCGCAGUGACAAAAUGCUAAUCAAUUUUACAUUGUCUCAAGUUGUAUAGGCCAUAAUGUAUGAUGGCAAAAGUGUUGCAACAUUUACUACAUCCUUUUAAUUUCAAGCAACGCUCUUUAACGAAUAUUUAUCGAGAACUGAAUAAUUUGUAUAUGAAAAAAUAUGAGCAUGUAAUUGAGUGUAUACAUAUGUAUAUCUAAAAUUUUUAGUUUUCAAACUGUCACAAAAACUAAAUCUGAAUGUGCACAAAGUUUACAAAUGUAAUGAAUGAAAAUACAGUUUUGCAACUUAAUUUUUUUUUAAUUCUCAUAUAAACUUCAUUUCAAAUGACUCUACUUCUCUCUAUAAAUUGAGGACAGAAUACCUACUACAUUUGCAUAUGUAUAUGUAUGUGUAUAACUUUAUAACUAUAUUGAAGUAUCUACAAUAUAUAUAAUUCUUCGUAGAUAAAAUUGUGCGAUUUUGUUCCAAAGCAAGUGUUUCUGAAAUAUUAGUAUUUGAAUCGUUUAUUUGUCAUUACCAUGGCAGCAGUUUUUCAGUUUUCUUAAUUUCUUAUGCACACAUACUUAUAUAUCUAUGUCGAUGAGUAUCCUGCAGGGUAAACUGAGCCAGUGCGAAAGAAAUUCUAGUUCACAGCUGUGGGUGGGUAAGGAAAUGCUCAUCAUUCACACAUCAAAAAUUUUGAGUUGAAUUGGACUAGUGUCCAGAACUUUUGAAAAUACAAUGUAGCCUGAAUCUAUAUAUCGAUGGUUUUCGAGAAAAGCGACACAACUCAAAAUUAAUUCAAAUCCGGAGUUUUGCCGUUAAAAGCAAAAACCAACUUUAGAGUUUAUAUAUUUUUAUCUGGAAAAGCGUCAUAAGCGAAUCUUGAAGCAAUUCUGAGAGAUGGCGUUAGUGUCGCUUUGUCAGGUGAUCGAAUUGGCGCGUCACUUGUCUAGAAAACUGACCCAACUCAGUAUUUUGUAUUUUUGAGUGGUGUCACUUUUCUCGAAAACCAUCGAUAUGUAUAUCUAAUGGGUUGUAUCAAGUUCAACUUCUAAACUGCACUUCUCAGUGAAAGGACGAUUGGCCAGGUCAUUAGUAAGGCCACUAAUUCAGAGCUUUGCGAUGCUUCUGCAGGGUAUUUGAGUAAACAAGUGUGUGGUGAAAUAAUGUAUAAGUAUAUUUACGUAUUGCAUAUUUUAAUCGUAUAAUGCUUACUAAUAUAUUUAUUCGAAAAUGUCGUUAUUUUUCAUUUUACGUAUCUACAUACAUAAAUAUAUUUACCUGUAAGUCCUUUUUCAAUAUUUUACAUUUGCUUUGUUAAUGCAUUAUUUUUAUAAUUAUGAUUGAUGAAUUUCCUUGUUCUUUGUAAAGUGAAUUACGCGCUGCUUAUUACAAAUGGAGGCGUGCAUACUCAGCUACUGCAACUUUAUUAUUUUAUACAAAUAAAGCUUUGUUUUUGUUUGAAAUUUCUGUAAAA